AUGGAUCUGUCGCGUGCACCAAACGAAAGAAAACUGUAUCUGUGCAAGUGGUACUUUAAAGCCGGAUUUGCGCUACUUCCCUUUCUGUGGUCCAUAAACACGAUCUGGUUCUUCAAUGAAGCGUUUCGCAAACCAGCUUACGAUGAGCAGAAGGAGAUUAAGAAAUAUGUGAUAUUCUCGCUCGUAGGAUCGUUAGUGUGGAUUGUUGCCAUCAUUUCGUGGGUUGUCACAUUCCAGCUAAAGCGAACCGAAUGGGGAGAGUUUGCCGACAACAUCAGCUUUAUCAUACCGCUAGGGCAAGCGUGA
This is a messenger RNA of Anopheles marshallii, 306 nucleotides long. RefSeq names its product gamma-secretase subunit pen-2 (gene pen-2). The transcript is spliced from 3 exons. The record is from RefSeq and is a predicted model, not a curated record. NCBI's taxonomy places the organism in Eukaryota, Metazoa, Arthropoda, Insecta, Diptera, Culicidae. The coding region runs from base 1 to 306 and encodes 101 amino acids. Gene Ontology annotation, cellular component: gamma-secretase complex. Gene Ontology annotation, biological process: Notch receptor processing.